CCUCUUCAUCGCUUGCUUCCCUUUCUUUUUCACUUCCCUCUUGACUUCUGAUCGUCUGUCCAUCUUUGUUUCUCUGCUUCCAUGGCGGACGCCGGCUCCACCUCUGCAAAGAGAAUGUGGUGCUCUAUACCGGAAAGACUGCAACUCCACGGGGCCAUGCUGGCCUUGCAGUUUGGCUACGCUGGCUUCCAUGUGGUCUCCAGAGCUGCCCUUAACAUGGGCAUUAGCAAACUUGUGUUCCCAGUGUAUAGGAAUAUCAUCGCUUUGCUUUUGCUCCUUCCCUUUGCAUAUUUUCUAGAGAAGAAGGAGAGGCCGGCAAUUACUCUAAAUUUUCUCGUUCAGUUCUUCCUCCUUGCACUUGUUGGAAUCACAGCAAACCAAGGAUUCUACUUGCUGGGCUUAGACAACACAUCUCCCACUUUUGCAUCAGCAAUUCAAAACUCCGUCCCAGCCAUUACCUUUCUCAUGGCAGCCUUACUCCGGAUUGAGAAAGUACGGUUAGAUCGGAAGGACGGCAUCGGAAAGGUGAUCGGAACGAUAUGCUGCGUGGCUGGAGCGACAGUAAUCACUCUAUACAAAGGGCCAGCCAUAUACAGCCCAAAACCAGUACCACUGCAAAUCAGCACAAGCACACCUGCUUUUGUUUCGCUGGGGGAUGCGAAUGGCAAGAACUGGACCCUGGGUUGCAUCUACCUUAUUGGCCAUUGCUUGUCCUGGUCCGGCUGGCUCGUGCUGCAAGCCCCGGUUCUUAAGAAGUACCCGGCUCGCCUCUCCGUCACCUCCUACACGUGUUUCUUCGGUCUUCUACAGUUCGUGGUCAUUGCUCUCAUCUGUGAGAGAGACCCACAGUCUUGGAUUUUUCACUCUGGCGGAGAGCUGUUCACUAUCCUCUAUGCUGGUGUCGUGGCAUCAGGGAUUGCUUUCGCUGUACAGAUAUGGUGCAUUGACAGAGGUGGCCCCGUCUUCGUUGCAGUUUAUCAACCUGUUCAGACUCUUGUUGUCGCUAUCAUGGCCUCCUUUGCUUUGGGCGAAGAGUUCUACUUGGGAGGGAUCAUUGGGGCAGUGUUGAUCAUACUGGGAUUGUACCUCGUCCUCUGGGGAAAAAGCGAAGAAAGGAAGUUCAUUGCACUGGAAAAGGUUGCGAUUCAGUCCACUCCGGAGCACGGUAACAACAGAACAACAAGCCCCAUCAAGUCAUCCCUUUCUCAGCCACUGCUCCCACCAUCGUCAUCAUCAGAGAAUGUUUGACUCCCCAAUUCCUGACUUUUAACUACAGCUUUGCCUGGGGAAAAAAAAAAGUACUACCUGGCCUUAUAUCAGAAAGCUUGUGUGUGUAUGAUUUUUUUUUUUUUUUUUUAUUUUUUUAUUUUUUUUUUUUAUUUUUUAUGGCUUUUUUAGUAGGGGAGAGAUCGAGAGAGUAUUAAAGGGGGGAUGAAUAUGAUGAUCAUUGUCGCACAUGUGGGGCCAUGCAUGGGGCCUGAAAUCCCAUAUGGACGCUUUUUAUAUUUAUGGUUUGAUUUACUAAGAAAAGAUAUGCUCAUUAUGAAUGAAGCUAAUGCAGAUGAUCAUCAUUAUGGCAUGGAA
Alnus glutinosa is the source of this 1584-nucleotide messenger RNA. RefSeq names its product protein WALLS ARE THIN 1. Lineage: Eukaryota; Viridiplantae; Streptophyta; Magnoliopsida; Fagales; Betulaceae. The transcript has 6 exons. Gene Ontology annotation, molecular function: transmembrane transporter activity. Gene Ontology annotation, cellular component: plasma membrane. The record is from RefSeq and is a predicted model, not a curated record. The coding region runs from base 82 to 1248 and encodes 388 amino acids.